Messenger RNA from Colletotrichum truncatum, 801 nucleotides. RefSeq names its product pyridoxamine 5 -phosphate oxidase. The record is from RefSeq and is a predicted model, not a curated record. Gene Ontology annotation, biological process: pyridoxine biosynthetic process. Gene Ontology annotation, molecular function: pyridoxamine phosphate oxidase activity; FMN binding. Lineage: Eukaryota; Fungi; Ascomycota; Sordariomycetes; Glomerellales; Glomerellaceae.
AUGCGGCCCAGUCUAGCCAUCAGACUAUCGAGAUCGCUCAAAAUGGCUCUUCACCCCCCACCCGAGAGCGACAAGCUCAUCUUUGCUCCCGCCGGUUCUCAACAGAACACGCGCGCAGAUCAAUUCACGCUGUCUGCGCUGCACCGGCGCGACCUGCACCCAUCAGGCUCCCCCAUCCCGCAGUUCCACACGUGGUUCACGGCGGCGCAGGCCUCGCACCUUGUCUCGCACCCGGAGACGUGCACAUUGUCUACGGCGUCCCUGCCCUCGGGCCGCGUCUCCGCGCGCAUGGUCUAUCUCAAGGAGCUCGAUAGCAAGGGCGGCUUUGUGGUGUACACCAACCUCGGCACAUCCCGAAAGGCGGCGGACCUGGCAACCAACAAGCACGCAUCGCUCGUGUUCUGGUGGGAGGCUCUACAGAGGCAGGUCCGCGUUGAGGGUGUGGCCGCGAGGUUGACGCCCGAAGAGAGCCAGGUGUAUUAUGACACGCGCGUCCGCGGAAGCAGGAUCGGCGCGUGGGCUAGCAGACAGAGCCAGGUCCUCGAGCCCAAGGAGGGCAUCGUGAGCGCCGAGGGUGAGGACGACGGCCGCGCGCAGCUGGAAGGCUGGGUCAAGGAGGUCGAAGAGCGAUUCCAAGGCCAGGAAAAGAUUCCUGUUCCUGAGUUCUGGGGCGGUCUGAGAAUCGUGCCGGAUCGGAUUGAGUUCUGGCAGGGACGAGAGAACCGCCUUCACGACCGCUUCGUUUAUGAGAAGGAGGAGGUCGGCGAGGAUAAGUGGACCAUUAACAGGCUUAGCCCCUGA